AUACAAAAAUUGUUAAGUAGUCUUGGAACGAAAUGGUUGUGUAAAAACUGCUGUGGUGCAGAAUCUAGUGGGAAGAUAGUGUUUGUGAUUUCCUGGAUUUUUGUGUCUUUAUCAAAGGUGGCUGUAAUUUCUCGAUC
This is a messenger RNA of Ambispora leptoticha, 137 nucleotides long. Lineage: Eukaryota; Fungi; Glomeromycota; Glomeromycetes; Archaeosporales; Ambisporaceae. The record is from the annotation of a GenBank genome assembly.